Messenger RNA from Larimichthys crocea (large yellow croaker), 2302 nucleotides. RefSeq names its product 14-3-3 protein beta/alpha-1. The record is from RefSeq and is a predicted model, not a curated record. Bases 167 to 901 code for a protein of 244 amino acids. The transcript is spliced from 6 exons. NCBI's taxonomy places the organism in Eukaryota, Metazoa, Chordata, Actinopteri, Sciaenidae.
AGAGAGAGAGCGAGAGAGAGAAAGAGGAAACACAAGUGCCAGUGUAGCGGAAGUGGUACUGCCCUGAACGCUGAGCGAGACGGAGGACGGAGGCUGAAUCGUCCAGAGAGAGUUAAAAAAAAAAAAAAAAAAAAGCAGGAUUAAAAGUCGCCAAUAUUUCUAGAAAAUGGAUAAGAACGACCUGGUACAGAAGGCCAAGCUUGCUGAGCAGGCUGAGCGCUACGAUGACAUGGCCGCAGCCAUGAAGUCAGUGACGGAGCAAGGUGUGGAGCUGUCAAACGAGGAGCGCAACCUUCUCUCGGUUGCCUACAAGAAUGUGGUAGGAGCACGCCGCUCGUCCUGGCGCGUCAUCUCCAGCAUCGAGCAGAAGACCGAGGGCAAUGACAAAAAACAGCAGAUGGCACGUGAAUACCGGGAGAAGAUUGAAUUUGAGCUGCAGGAAAUCUGCCACGAUGUGCUCGGGCUACUGGACAACUUUCUCAUUACCAACGCAAGCGCUCCUGAAAGCAAGGUGUUCUAUCUGAAAAUGAAAGGCGACUAUUAUAGAUACCUGUCUGAGGUUGCAUCUGGGGAUGCUAAGAAGGAUACAGUGGAAAACUCCCAGCAGGCGUACCAGCAAGCUUUUGACAUUAGCAAGGGGGAGAUGCAGCCAACACACCCUAUCCGACUUGGCCUGGCCCUCAACUUCUCAGUCUUCUACUAUGAAAUCCUCAACAACCCGGACAGGGCCUGCAGCCUGGCUAAGACGGCAUUUGAUGAAGCCAUCGCUGAACUUGACACUUUGAACGAGGAUUCUUACAAAGACAGCACCCUGAUCAUGCAACUACUAAGGGACAACCUGACUCUGUGGACAUCAGAAAACCAGGCAGAUGAGGGAGAGACCGGAGACGGGGAAAACUAAUGGAAUUGCACUGUUAAUCCACCUACACUCUUAUCUUAAACACAGACAGCUUAUAUACAUCCCCCUCCACUCCAUCAGCUCCUCCCACUUCUGUAUGACAAGCAGCCUGAAUUGCUCCUGACCAACUAGUUUUACCCCUCUCAGUUCACUGUGAGGUGACAGGGUAAUUUUUCAGUUAGCAGAUUCAGUCACUUUGUGGAAACAUGUUGUAUUGAUUAGUGAGUCCAUGUUGCUGUUGUUUAUGUCAGCUUUGCGUGUAUGUCUGUAUGUAGCGAGUGAGCAAGUGUGAAAGGAAGUGAAAGAUGCCUGUAUGGUCUGGGGAGGGAGGGGGUGUUUGAAUUUUAAUGUUUUAAUGUUGAAUUUUAAUCGUCCUUCCAAAUCCCUUUGUCCCCAGCUAGUUUGUUGUGCAUUAUUCAUCCUCCCCUUUUUUUCUUUCUUUUUUUUUGUUACUUCUUUUAUUUGUGAUUCCUCAUGAUAUUUACAGGUUUUAUUGUAUGGUAAUUGAUUUCCACCAAACACUGUGAUGGUCGGCGUUCCAUUUUGCUUCACAAACCCAAAACAGUUUUUUGUGUUUUGAAUUCCCAGACACACACACACACACACACACACACACACACACACACACACACACACACACACACAACGUACAAUCCUGUAUUUCAACUAACUGCAAUUCUGCUGUGUGCUCAUACAGAAAGGAGGCAGGCUGUAUUGUGACACUGACAUCUUGGUGUAAUGCUCCUUGAUCAUGUUUCACACAAAUUCAAUUUUCAAGAGUUUUUAAGGGACCCCUUAAAUUGUCAUGUUAGAUUUGUUCAGACAUUCCACGUCAUUAGGCUUCUUUUUUCUUUUUUUGGAAAGGACGUGCUCCUUUUUUUUUAUGUUUUGUUUUUAACUAAGUAUGGAUUGUCAUUGUAGUUUUACUCACUGUUCAGGUGCUGCUUGAUCUCAGUACAAUGGAAAUUUGUGUGCGUAAAUGUGGUUCCAUGUAUUUUGCAAGAUUGACUAUCAUCUGUAUGUAAAACCUAAAGUAACCUUUUAUUGAUGUUAAUUGAAAAUGUCUUACCACACUGUAUCAACCCUGCUUGCAAAAUAUUCCUCUUAAAGCGGUUGUUUUAUUCCCCCACCCCUCCCAAGAAAAAAAAAGAAAAAAAGGAAAAAAAAAUUGUGCCUGGCUUUCUCUUGCAACCUCUAUUUUAAUUUUUCAUUAAGGUGGCAGCAUCUGCUUUGUUGUUGUUUUUUUCUUUUUUAAGUUCGGAAGAAAACGAGUUAGCCCAGACAAAACUUUUAAAACAGUUUUUACCCAGGUGCAUCCAUCAUCUCUCUGCUGGUGUGAAUGAUCGCCUUGAAAAAAAAAAAAAAGGAAAAAAAAUCAGGUCUAUUUUGAAGGUGCAAAAUUUG